AUGUUUCCUAUCCAAUCCAGUAUUGGUAGACUAGGGACCCAUCCCUCCCAAAUUGCUAUUAGAUCUGUAUUACUGAGGAGUUCUACCAGAUCAAAUUUGCUAGUAAGGAAUAGAUUGCAUUACCAUUCGUUCAUAAUGCCUUUACUCCCCUCCCAAUUUAUACAAUUCAUACACUUAAGUUCCACGCGACAGUUGAACAAAUUAACUAUCCUAAGUUCUAAAAGAUUAAUAUCUAUGUUUCCAAAGAUGAUUGGGAAAAUAAUUAAAGCACCAGCUUAUCUUGGUGGUGCAAUGGCAGCUACAGGUAGUUAUAUUGCCUAUAAAGUUGAACAGACCACCAAUUAUACAAUGGACAAAUUUGGACAGCUACACGAUCUAUCAAACUCAAUGAAAGACAAGAUAAACCAAUGGCUACCCGACACCAAUGUAACACAGCAACAAUCCAAUAACAAUGGCAAUAAUGGUGGUGGUAGCAAUCCGGAUGGUUCUGUACCUGGUGCAGCAGUAUUAGGUGCCUUGGCAGACGAUGAAAAAAAUAGCGACAGAGGAAUGGGGGAAGAAGAUGAAGAAGAAGAAGAAGACGCUGACGACAUAGAGAAGGAAGAUAAUACACAAGAUGAAAUGCUAAAUUUAACGAAACAGAUGAUUGAAAUAAGAUCUAUUUUGAACAAAGUCGACUCAUCUUCAGCUCAUCUUACAUUACCAUCUAUAGUUGUGAUAGGUUCUCAAUCUUCAGGUAAAUCUUCUGUUCUUGAGUCUAUUGUUGGAAAAGAAUUUUUACCAAAGGGAUCAAAUAUGGUGACAAGAAGACCUAUUGAAUUAACUUUAGUUAAUACUCCAAACUCCAAAGAAAUCACGGCUGAUUUUCCAUCUCAAAGACUGUACAAUAUCAAAGACUUUAAUGAUGUCAAGAGAUUAUUGAUGGAAUUGAACAUGGCCGUGCCAUCAACGGAAGCUGUGUCAGAAGAUCCCAUCCAACUUACAAUCAAAUCAUCGAGAGUCCCUGAUUUGUCAUUAGUCGAUCUGCCAGGUUACAUACAAAUUGAGGCGGCAGAUCAGCCUCUAGAAUUAAAAUCAAAAAUUCAACAAUUAUGUGAGAAAUAUUUAAAAGCUCCAAAUAUCAUUUUGGCAAUUUCUGCUGCAGAUGUUGAUUUGGCAAAUAGUUCAGCCUUAAGAGCUGCAAAGACAGCUGACCCGGCGGGACUGCGAACCAUAGGUGUGAUUACGAAGUUGGAUCUGGUAACCCCAAAUGUCGCGAGUACUCUAUUGAACAAUAAAAAGUACCCAUUGAAAAUGGGAUAUGUCGGUGUUAUUACAAAGGCACCAAGAAAUUUCAACAAAGGUAGCUAUAUGAAUCCGUUUGAUGAUUCAAACCAUAGGCCUGGUGCUUCCCCGCUCGGUAAUAUAUUUGGCAAGAAAUCUAAUUCUACAGGCAUUGAAUCUGAUUUAGAUUCUAACUCCCAAUUAGGUUUACAACAGAUACACUCCCAUCAAUUUGAAAAACAAUAUUUUAAGGAAAAUAAGAAAAUUUUCUCAAAUUGCCAAGUAUCGACAAAGAGAUUACGUGAAAAACUAAUCAAUAUCUUAGAAAUGUCUAUGUCGAAUGCUUUAGAACCUACAUCCAGUAUCAUUCAACAAGAACUUGACGAUACAUCUUAUCUAUUUAAAGUUGAGUUUAAUGACAGGCAAUUAACACCAAAAUCAUAUUUGUUGAACAACAUUGAUGUCUUAAAAUUAUCAAUCAAAGAAUUCCAAGAGAAAUUUACAAGGAAUGAACUAAAGUCGAUUUUAAAAGCUGAUCUUGAUCAGAAAGUUUUAGAUAUAUUGGCUCAAAGAUACUGGAAAGAUAAUAAUCUUCUAGAGCUAUCUUCUCAAUUGAACAACGAAAGAGAGAUGUUAUAUUGGCAUAAGAAAUUGGAGUUGGCAUCUUCUGGUCUUACGAAGAUUGGUAUUGGUAGACUAUCUACUGUACUAGUUACUAACUCCAUAUUAAAGGAACUUCAAAAUAUUUUGGAUGAAACUCAGUUGAGAAAUCACGAUCUUAUAAAAGAUUUAGUAAAUAAUACAGCCAUCAAUGUUCUGAAUGCUAAAUAUUACUCUACAGCCGAUCAAGUCGAAAAUUGUAUCAAGCCAUUCAAAUACGAAAUUGAUUUAGAGGACCGUGAUUGGAGUAUGGCUAGAACUCAUUCAAUCAAACUAAUCAAAGAAGAGCUAGCACAAUGUAACGAACAAUUCAAUACCAUUAAAAAUUCGGUUGGUGCGAAGAAAUUAAAUCGUGUUAUGACAUACCUUGAAAAUGAUGGUUCCUCUCAAAAGGAGACUUUAGGAAUGUCAAAAAUUUUGUUGGAAAGAGGCGGUGAAGCCACCUUUUUACAAAAAAGAACAGAAGUAUUAAACUUUAGAUUAAAAAUGUUAAAAAACAAAUGCUAUAGUUCCAGUGAGAAAGAUCGUUGUCCAGAGGUGUUUUUGAACGCCGUCAAUGAGAAAUUGACGGCCACUGCUGUUUUAUUUUUGAAUGUAGAACUACUAAGUGAUUUCUUCUACAACUUCCCAAUUGAACUAGACAAAAAGUUAGGUACUUUAAAUAAUGAACAGAUUGAAAUGUUUGCAAAGGAAGAUCCUAAGGUUGCCAGACAUAUUGAACUACAAAAGAGAAAGGAAUUAUUAGAAUUGGCUCUACAAAAAAUCGAUUCUAUCCUUGUGUUCAAGAGGAGUUACAGGAAUUUGGGAAAGAACUGA
Molecule: messenger RNA, 2739 nt
Organism: Maudiozyma barnettii
Lineage: Eukaryota; Fungi; Ascomycota; Saccharomycetes; Saccharomycetales; Saccharomycetaceae
Gene: MGM1
Product: dynamin-related GTPase MGM1
Exons: 1
Coding region: 1-2739 (912 amino acids)
Cellular component (GO): cytoplasm; membrane; microtubule
Molecular function (GO): microtubule binding; GTPase activity; GTP binding
Source: RefSeq, a predicted model, not a curated record